Molecule: messenger RNA, 4090 nt
Organism: Oryzias melastigma (Indian medaka)
Lineage: Eukaryota; Metazoa; Chordata; Actinopteri; Beloniformes; Adrianichthyidae
Gene: acsl6
Product: acyl-CoA synthetase long chain family member 6
Exons: 22
Coding region: 333-2501 (722 amino acids)
Biological process (GO): long-chain fatty acid metabolic process; long-chain fatty-acyl-CoA biosynthetic process; very long-chain fatty acid metabolic process
Cellular component (GO): membrane; endoplasmic reticulum
Molecular function (GO): arachidonate-CoA ligase activity
Source: RefSeq, a predicted model, not a curated record
CUGUGGCUAAGUAAAUAAACCGAGUAAUCAAACUCAAACGCCUCAUUCGUUCAGCCUUUGUUCUGCUAAAACAUCAAGUUUUCUGUCUACAGGUAACUCAAAUUUACAAAGCUGCUACAGGCGACAUCUGCACCACCAGAACCGCUUGACAUCUCCAUCUCCUGCCUGGAUACCCCACUGUGGCCUGACUCAGAGGAGUCCCAUCACCUCCCCCCUCCUCCUCCUCUCCUGCUCCUCCUUAAUCUCCCAGAUUGUCGGCGACUUGCUGCAGUCCACGCUGCAGCCCUGAGCCGCUCGUGCGCCGGAACACCCGACCCCAUGAGACAGAUAGUAUGCUCGCAUUCGUGCUGGUGUCUGGGUCGCUCUGGAUCAUUUUAGAGCUGAGUUCCACCCUGAUGGAGAAGAUGCAGGCCCAGGAGAUGAUGAGUGGCCUGAGGAUACCAGAGAUGGAGGAGCUGGGACACUUCUUCCGCUCUCUGCCCACCUCCACACUGGUUGGCAUCGGGGCUUUAACCGCCGUGCUGACAUACUGGCUCGCCACCAGACCGCGCCCCAUCAAGCCUCCCUGCAGCCUGCUGCACCAAUCUGAAGAAGUGCCGCAUGAAGAUGGAGGUCGCAGAUCCAUGAUGGGAGAUCCCUCCAAGUUGCUGACUCAUUACCAUGACGAUGCCAGGACCAUGUACGAGGUCUUCCAGAGAGGCCUGCACAUAUCAGGUGAUGGACCCUGCUUAGGCUCCCGACAACCCAACCAGCCCUACAAAUGGAUGUCAUACAAAGAGGUGACGGCCCGGGCGGAGCACCUAGGUUCGGGCCUUUUGCACCAAGGCUGCCUGCCCAAUCCCAAUCAAUUCAUUGGAGUGUUUGCUCAGAACAGACCUGAGUGGAUUAUCUCCGAGCUGGCGUGCUACACUUACUCAAUGGUAGUGGUGCCCCUGUAUGACACACUUGGCGCCGACGCGAUAAGGUUCAUCAUCAACACCGCCGACAUCUCCACAGUCAUCUGUGACAAAAUCGAGAAAGCUCAGGUGCUUCUGGACAACGUGGAGCGGAAAGAGACCCCGGGCCUGCGAAGAAUCAUCCUGAUGGACGCGUUUGACCCUGCCCAGGUGGAGAAAAGCAAGGACUGCGGCGUCCAUGUACAGGCCAUGCAGGAAGUGGAGGCUCUGGGCAGAGAGCACCACAGAAAACCACUACCGCCAGCACCCGACGACCUGUCAAUUGUGUGUUUCACCAGCGGAACGACAGGAAAUCCAAAAGGAGUCAUGCUUACUCAUGGAAAUGUGGUGGCAGACUUUUCAGGAUUUCUCAAAGUGACAGAUAAAGUCAUUUUCCCCAACAAAGACGAUUGCCUCAUUUCCUUCCUCCCACUGGCACACAUGUUUGAGAGGCUCAUUGAGUCUGUGGUCUACUGUCAUGGCGGGCGGAUUGGGUUUUAUCAGGGGGAUAUUCGACUCCUGUCAGACGACAUGAAGGCCCUGCGACCGACCAUUUUCCCCGUGGUGCCUCGACUUCUCAACCGCAUGUAUGACAAGAUUUUCAGCCAGGCAAACACCCCAUUGAAGCGCUGGUUGCUCAACUUUGCUGCCAAGAGAAAAGGUGCUGAAGUCAGCAGUGGAGUCAUUCGCAGCAACAGCAUCUGGGACAAAAUAUUCUUCAGUAAGAUUCAGGCCAGCCUGGGAGGAAGAUUGAGGAUGAUAAUAACAGGAGCCGCUCCUACCUCACCCACUGUCCUGGGUUUCCUCAGAGCAGCUCUGGGAUGCCAGGUGUACGAGGCGUACGGUCAGACGGAGUGCACAGCCGGCUGCACCUAUACCACACCUGGAGACUGGACUCCAGGUCACGUUGGUGCUCCACUACCAUGCAAUCUCAUCAAACUGGUUGACGUCCCUGAGAAGAACUACUUUGCUUCUAAGGGAGAGGGAGAGGUUUGUGUGAAGGGACCGAAUGUGUUUAAGGGUUACCUCAAAGACCCGGAGAGGACGGCGGAGACGCUGGAUGCAGACGGCUGGCUUCAUACUGGAGACAUCGGCAAAUGGUUGCCUAAUGGUACGCUGAAGAUCAUUGAUAGGAAAAAGCACAUUUUUAAGUUGGCGCAGGGCGAAUACAUCUCCCCGGAGAAGAUCGAGAACAUCUACAUUAGGAGUGAACCUGUGGCUCAGCUCUAUGUUCAUGGAGAUAGUCUGCAGUCCUGUUUGGUGGGGAUUGUGGUUCCUGACCCUGAAAUCAUGCCUGAAUGGGCAAAGAAGAAAGGCAUUUUGGGGACCUAUAAGGACCUAUGUAAAAACACGGAGUUAAAGAAAGCAAUCCUUGAAGAUCUGGUUCGUCUGGGAAAAGCUAGCGGCCUCCACUCAUUUGAACAGGUUAAGAACAUCUACAUCCAUAACGAGAUGUUCUCCAUUCAGAACGGCCUCCUGACUCCCACGCUCAAGGCCAAGAGGCCGGAGCUGAAGGAGUUCUUCAAGCAGAAAAUCGACCAGCUCUACAGCAGCAUCUCCAUGUGAAAGCUCCAAGACCUCAUCUCCGUUACGCUACAAGAGAUCUGCUUUGACCAGUCGCCUGCAAACGUGCCUCAUGAGGCGAAACAUUCUGUGAAAGUAAACGACAAUAAAAGUAGUCCAAUCGUGGAAGAUUUAAAAUGGCUAAAGUGAAACAAAUGACACACUGUCAUAAAAAUAUGUUAAAAGGAUAGUUAUUUAAGUAUGUAAUAACACAUUUUCCUUAAGAAAUGGCAUGGCACUUAAAAAGCUAAAGCUGAAUUUAAUUGAAUUAAAUUCUUGCAUAUAAAUAAAAAAAAACGCUCCUCUGGUUUUAAUGAAUAAAUGCUUUCCUUUUUGAUUUUCAAAAUAAACUGCACUAUCCAAUUACUUCAAAAUAAAAGACUUUUUUUAACAGAUAUUCUCCUUUUUUAAAUCUCAAUUUAUGCAGUAAAUGUGAGGAAACUCUCUAUUUAGCCGUGCAUAAAUGCAUCCUGAAUCACAUUUCAUUUGUUUUUCAUUUAGGCAUCUUAAAUCUUCCUUUUAACUCUACCUGCUACGUUUAUCCAAUGGCAUCGUAGUUCAGUUCACAGAAAGCAGAAAAAAAUGAAAAAGUUGCCCUUCUGUUUUUCCUACAGCUUCUCUCUCCCAAUUUAAAGCAACAGUCAGUGACCAGGUGUGCUCUAGUUCCAGUUGUAUGGCAGCAAGUGUGAAGUUCUUGUGUGUAGAGUAGCUCUAGGAGGUCAAGAAAUGAAAUGCAUCAUUCCUGGUGGAAAACAACACCUUUUUCAAACUGGUUGCAGCUGUUGGGUUUGACCCCAAAUGUGAAAAAAUAAACAUAAAAGUUGCUUUCUGACAUCAAAAAUGACAUUGCUGAGAAAGUAGUAGCUUUUGCUGUCUGCACUGUUUGAUGUAGAGCCUCACCAUCUCCAAUUCACCACCACAUCACUCCGAACGUCGGAGAAAAUCCAUCACCAAAAUGUAGUGGUGAGUUAUUCAUCGUGCAUGCAUUUAGUUUAUGUAAAAGGACUGGCCCGAAUCAGCGAUCAUAUUCCUUUGCGAGUGGAGUCGCGUUUAGUUUUACUCAUCUUUUCAAUAAGAGAAUGUCAGGUUCAAAACUAAUGCAAAACCAGGGCUCAGGGCAAUGCAUGCAGUUUGUCCUGCAAUGCUGGGACCAUCGGCAUUUAACUUCAAUUUUAAAAAAAUGAACAAAAGUCUUGGAUGCCAUUAAAAGGAGCUGCAGCUCACAACCACAGGACAAUGUUUUCUCAUUGAAAGUAACAAACAUCAACUUUUAAACAAAAUACAGCUUUUUUUAAAGGACUUUACACAUAGGAGCAAUGUAUAAUGUUUUAAAGGUGAUCACCGUCCCAAAGCAUAAACAGUGUGGAUGUACAUAAAUGACAGCUAGAUGUAAGCUUAUUUAUUGAAUCAGCGAUUUGAAAUGAUUUUUUUUUCUUUUGCGUGUAGUAAGAUGAAUUGUACUUAUUUAUCUAUUCUGCUGUAAAAUGGAAUCGGCACCAUAUCCUUGUAAUGAGUGAUUACAGCAAAAGGGAUGAGGGAGGAUGAGGGAAUGAACUGGGCAGUGAAAUAAAUCUUCUGGAAUGAUUUUAAAA